Molecule: messenger RNA, 4169 nt
Organism: Pogona vitticeps (central bearded dragon)
Lineage: Eukaryota; Metazoa; Chordata; Lepidosauria; Squamata; Agamidae
Source: RefSeq, a predicted model, not a curated record
GCAAGUAAGGGAAGCCGGCGCGUUCUCGCUCCCUUUAAGUCAGCUCCUCCCCCGUGUGGUUGUGGCUUUCCCUUCCAUCAAAAGCCCGAUCCGCGACGCCAGCUUUGGGUGGAAAUCCGAAAGCAAGGGGCUUGCUUUCCUUCUUCGCCGCCUGCCUCCCAACCGGCCCUGUCGGGAAACUUCUGUGGAGUUCUUGCUGCCUCUUCUUUGGGGUUAAAAAAAAAAAAUCAAAAUCAAAUCAAAUCGAACCUGCAGCCUCGACCCCCCCCCUCCUCCUCUUUUGCUGCUGCUUCUCUCCCCUUCUGCUACCCGGUCGCGCUCCCUCGCUCGCUCGUUCUCUUUUCCUCUCCUUCUCUCGGCCACUCUCUCUCUCUCACGCACACACAGCCGGUCGUUUCAUCAGCAUCAAGGAGGCAAUGGGAAAAGUUACUGGCUGGUACCCAGGCUGGCACGUUGCUCCGCUCGCUGCCCGGACAUGGCUUUUGAUCCUUACUUUUGGCUUUAUCGGAGCAGACAUCACUUGCAGAUCCUGCCACUGGCAGGUGCAGCUGCAAGAGCACCAGCUGCCGCCGCCGCCGCCGCCAGAGCAUCCCCCUCAACACGGAUUAUUAAUGCACUUGAGGACGGGACGAGGAGGCGAGGAAGCCAGAUGGAGACCGGCGGCAGAGAAAGGUGAGAGGGCGGCAGGGCAGGGGGACGGAGGUGGGGACCCGAUCCUCUCCGCUUCGGAGGAGCAAGAGGCCAGCUCGGGAUCGAGGAGAUGGGGGCACGUGAGCCGGCGGUCCCCAGAGGCUGCCCAGAUCGAUCUCGGAUGGUCCCCCUCGGAGGAUCCCCGCCGGCCUCCCCGCUCCAACUUGGCUCCUACUCCUCCACCAGCCGAAGGGCGCUGGCGGGUCAACUCUGAGGCCCGCCGUCCUGCCAGAUCAGCGCCUCUCGCCCGGCUGGGAACAGAUCAGGCGGAUCGGAGGAGGCAGCCGAGCCGGAAGCCUCGGGGGGCUCCGGCUGAAAGAGACCUGCCGCCGCCGCCGUCGCUGGAAAGCCGGGAAGGGGCAUCCCCGGAGCAGCCGCCGGGCAAAGCCACGCGCUUCCGCGCGGAGGAGCUGAAACUGACCAGCACGACCUUUGCCCUCACGGGGGAUUCGGCCCAUAACCAAGCCAUGGUGCACUGGUCAGGCCACAACAGCAGCGUGAUAUUAAUUCUGACAAAGCUCUAUGACUACAACCUGGGGAGUAUCACGGAGAGCUCGCUGUGGAGGUCAACAGAUUAUGGGACAACAUAUGAAAAGCUGAAUGACAAAGUGGGCCUGAAGACCAUCCUGAGCUACCUCUAUGUAUGUCCAACUAAUAAACGCAAGAUUAUGUUGCUUACUGACCCGGAGAUUGAGAGCAGCCUCUUGAUCAGUUCUGACGAAGGAGCCACCUAUCAAAAGUACAGGCUGAACUUCUACAUCCACAGCAUGCUUUUCCACCCCAAGCGGGAGGACUGGAUUCUGGCCUAUAGUCAGGAUCAAAAGUUGUACAGUUCAGUGGAGUUUGGAAGAAGAUGGCUGCUUCUUCAGGAAAUGGUCACACCGAACAGAUUUUACUGGUCAAGAAUGGGUACUAGUAAAGAGCCAGACAUUGUCCACUUGGAGACGAAGACAGUGGACGGGCAUGCACAGUACAUCACUUGCAGGAUGCAGAACUGUUCUGAAGCCAUAAGAAGCAAACCUUUUCCAGGAUACAUUGACUCCGACUCCCUCAUUGUCCAGGAUGAUUAUGUGUUUGUUCAGCUGACAUCAGGAGGGCGGCCUCAUUACUACGUGUCAUAUCGGAGAAAUGCAUUUGCACAGAUGAAGCUUCCAAAAUACGCUUUGCCAAAGGACAUGCACGUUAUCAGCACUGAUGAGAAUCAGGUAUUGGCUGCAGUGCAGGAAUGGAACCAGAAUGACACUUACAACCUCUAUAUCUCUGAUACUCGAGGGAUCUACUUUACUCUGGCUUUGGAAAACGUCAAGAGCAGUCGAGAUCCCGAGGGCAACGUGAUGAUAGAUCUCUAUGAGGUAGCAGGCAUAAAGGGAAUGUUCUUGGCUAACAAGAAGAUUGACAACCAAGUGAAAACUUUCAUCACCUACAAUAAAGGCAGAGACUGGCAUUUGCUGCAGGCCCCAGACACAGAUCUGAGAGGAAACCCAGUUCAUUGCCUUUUGCCCUACUGUUCUCUACAUCUCCACCUGAAGGUUUCAGAGAAUCCAUACACUUCAGGCAACAUUGCCAGUCGGGAUACAGCUCCAGGCAUCAUUGUGGCUUCUGGUAACAUCGGGACGGAGUUGUCCGAUAAUGAUAUCAGCAUGUUUGUUUCAUCCGAUGCUGGCAACAACUGGAGACAAAUCUUUGAGGAAGAACACAGUGUUCUUUAUCUGGAUCAAGGUGGGGUUUUGGUUGCCAUGAAACAUACAUCUCUGCCUAUCAGACAUCUCUGGUUAAGUUUUGAUGAAGGAAGAUCCUGGAGCAAGUACAGCUUCACGUCCAUCCCACUUUUCGUUGAUGGUGUCUUGGGGGAGCCUGGGGAAGAGACAUUGAUAAUGACGGUUUUUGGACAUUUCAGCCAUCGCUCUGAGUGGCAGCUGGUGAAAAUAGACUACAAAUCCAUUUUUGAUAGACGGUGCGCUGAGGAUGACUAUCGGCCAUGGCAACUUCAUAGUCAGGGAGAAGCAUGCAUCAUGGGAGCAAAACGCAUCUACAAGAAGCGGAAGUCAGAAAAGAAAUGCAUGCAGGGCAAGUAUGCUGGUGCAAUGGAAUCUGAACCAUGUGUUUGCACAGAGGCAGACUUUGAUUGUGACUAUGGAUUUGAGCGCCACAGCAAUGGCCAGUGUCUGCCUGCAUUUUGGUACAAUCCAUCAUCCUUGUCGAAAGACUGCAGUCUCGGUCAGAGUUAUCUCAAUAGCACUGGGUAUAGGAAAGUUGUAUCUAAUAACUGCACAGAUGGUGUGCGUGAACGGUACACAGCCAAGCCGCAGCAGUGUCCUGGCAAGGCCCCACGAGGGCUUCGGCUUGUCACUUCAGAUGGCACAUUGACAUCAGAACAAGGGCACAAUGUUACCUUCCUGGUGCAGCUCGAGGAGGGUGAUAUUCAACGAUCGAUCAUCCGUGUGGACUUUGGAGAUGGCAGUGCUGUGUCAUAUGCCAAUCUUAGCUCAACAGAAGAUGGGAUCAAACACAUCUAUCAGAACGUGGGGAUUUUUCGAGUAACAGCACAGGUGGAAAACAGCCUGGGGGCUGACAGUGCUGUCCUGUACUUGCAUGUAAAUUGCCCUUUGGAGCAUGUCCAUUUGUCAUUGCCAUUUGUUACAACCAAGAACAAAGAAGUUAAUGCCACAGCUGUACUGUGGCCUAGUCAAGUUGGAACACUAACUUACAUCUGGUGGUUUGGAAACAACACAGAGCCAUUGAUCACUCUGGAAGGGAGCAUCACGUUUACAUUUUCUGCAGAAGGAAUGAACACCAUCACAGUACAGGUUGCUGCAGGAAACACCAUUCUGCAGGACACCAAGAUGAUUGCAGUGUAUGAGCAAUUUCAAUCUCUGCGAUUAUCCUUCUCCCCAAAUCUGGAUGAAUACAAUCCAGACAUUCCUGAGUGGAGACGGGAUAUUAGUCGAGUCAUCAAGACAGCUCUAGUUGAGGCAACAGAUAUUUCCAGUGAACAAAUAUUGGUAGCGAUCCUUCCAGGUUUACCAACAUCUGCCGAACUUUUUAUAUUGCCUUAUAAGGAUGCAGCAGGAGAAGACAAACGAUCACCAGAAGAUUUGCAAGAGAUUUCAGAACUGUUGGCACAGAAAUUAAACCAAAAUAUUGUCCAGUUUAACCUAAAGCCUGGGGUUAGAAUUCUUGUUCACACCGCCCACUUGACAGCAGCCCCACUCACAGAUGUUACACCUAGCCACAGUGGUUCAGCUAUGCUGAUGCUGCUAUCUGUAUUGUUUGUGGGACUGGCCGUAUUUGUCAUCUACAAAUUCAAAAGGAAGAUUCCGGGCAUUAAUGUUUAUGCACAGAUGCAGAAUGAGAAAGAUCAAGAGAUGGUCAGUCCAGGCAGUCAAAGUGAAAGCAUGCCUAAUGCCCCUCAGAGCGAGCUGAUGAUCCCAGAGCAACUAGUAGAUGAGAAGUUGGAUACCGGGCUCAUAGGUAAAUAA